This is a messenger RNA of Ciona intestinalis (vase tunicate), 3105 nucleotides long. The record is from RefSeq and is a predicted model, not a curated record. Lineage: Eukaryota; Metazoa; Chordata; Ascidiacea; Phlebobranchia; Cionidae.
UAAUAUUGCGCUUAUUUAUUAAAAGAAUACAACUUAUUGCAUCAGUUAUAUUCAAUACGAUGCGCUAGCUUUUUAGAAACGAGUUGUUCAGUGUCUGGUGAAGUACUAGGCUACAAUAUGCACAUUUUUUUCUGUUCUAUACCAACUGUCUGGAUUUUGAUUGGUAGCUUAUUUACCCUCUAAAUACAAGGAAUUUGCCCCCAAGGGUAAAGUUAAGCCAGUUUAAAAAACGCUGCAUUAAAGAUAUUUCUAUGGUAGCCGUGGUUGACAUAACAUUUCGCUGCAGUUACUACGUGUAGGCAUAAGAAGUGCUGUAGGCGCGGUAUCGUUGGCAACAACAUUGUUUAUGGCAGAGCAUACGACUAUGUCAAUAUAUGAGCAUUGAAGUGAAGCAGUCACGGUUGACGCAUAAGUAUUACAUUUAGUGGGCAGUCACGGUUGAAGUAUUUGCUUUAAAACGGUGUGAUGUUAUUGGUCAGUAUAGAUAUUCCUGUAUAGUGAGCAAAGCACUACAGGUUAGUUUGAUAUUCACAGCCGUAUAGAAAAGAACAUUUAGGGUAAAUAGAUUUUGUUUGGGUUGUAAAACGAUUGAUAGCAACAGAAAAUGUUGUGUACGAAGAAUAACACCGAAUGAAACAGUGCAAAAAUGGUGGAACGUAACUGCGAGGUCUGGAUCUAAACACUCCUGCAGUUAGCCUAUUAUCAUAGUAUACUGAAGUGUAUACUAUGCUAUUAUUGUUUAGACGCUGUAGUUGUCACGCUGUUUCUUUACAUGUCUUUGCGUCGUGUGGUUGCAGCGCAUAUAAGCGCGUUGUGAUUCGUAGUAAUAUAUCAGGACGAAAAAAAGGAAGUGUAUAAGAUGGAAUAAAUGAGAUUCGAGAGUGAAGCAAACUGAGUACUUUCAAGUCCUGCUUAUGCGUUUAUAGGAUACGAGGUACCGUCACGCGUUAAAACGCGACAAAAGAUGGUAGCAGCAAAGCAAGAAGUAGCUGCGUGUGGCGCGUAUUAUAAGCUCGCUGUUUCAUUACUUUGCUUGACUGCAAUGUUCGGAGCUCUGCCUUUGUACACCAACGUGUACUUGACGUACACACCUGGAUAUCAAUGCUUGCUGAAUGCAACUAAUCUUAGAAACAAAAGCUGGAAUACAGAAAUUAACUCCGCAAAUACAAGUGGCGAAAUGAAAACAGUUGAAGCGGACCAGAAACAGUGUUAUUUCCACAACAAUUCAAGUAACAUUUCAAGUGAUACUUUAGGCGGAAACAUGAUUGCGUGUGAAAGUUGGCGAUUCUUGAAGUCACCUGAAGUUGAAUCGAUCAGCACAGAAUUUUCGUUGGUGUGUGGAAACGCAUGGCUAUCACCAUUAAUUACUUCAGCUCAAAUGUUGGGGUUCAUGGUUGGCUCGCUUGCCGGUGGGACGUUGUCAGAUCGAUUGGGGAGACGUCCUGUGUUUUUAACGUCCAUAUUACUUGAAGCAACCAGCCUUCUGGUAGUGUCCUUAUCUUCGACACUAGCUACAGUGUACGUCAGCAUGUUUGUCAUGGGCGUUGGGAUGAUUGUUCGUGGAGUGACCGGGAUGGUUAUAAUUAACGAAAUCGUACCCAACCGACACCGAAGAGCUGUUGGAAUAUUAGCCAUGGUUAGCGAGUCGUUGUCUGGUACAUUGGUACCCCUUGUUGCUCUACUGUUGUCGGACUGGAGGUGGAUAUCAUUAGCAUCAUCUGUUUCGCUAUUCGUCGUAUCUUUCCCCGUUUUCAUUUUUGUAUAUGAAACCUUGAAAUGGCUUCACCAAACUAAUAACCCCGGCGAAAUAGAAAAAGUUUUAACAAAGAUAGGAAGAAUUAAUGGCGAGAAACCUUGCGUGGAAAACCAAGACACACCCGAAGAAACCAAUCAACUGACCACAAAAGACACAAGCAAUCAAACAAAAUCCUACAACUACCUUGAUUUAGUUAAAGUUGAUUUUAUUCGACGAAGAAUCAUCAUUCUGAGUUACGCUUGGUUUGCUGCAGAUAUGGCAUUCUAUGGUCUCACGUUCAAUGCAAACCACCUUGGGGGGAAUCGUUAUAUCAACAGCUUCUUAACAGCAGUUGUUGAGUUUCCAUCUCAUAUUAUUUGUUACUUAGUAGUGAGAAAAUACGGGUGUAGAUGUUCCUUCAUCUUCUCAGCCAUUGUAACCGUAAUAUGUAUGGUUGCUGUGCCGUUAAUGCAACAAGUGGACGUGUGGGCAAGUGUGGCAUGCGCAAUGCUGGGCAAGCUUUUCACAACCGUAGGUUACACUGUGCUGUUUAUAUUUACUGGUGAUCUGUUCCCUACCAUGAUGAGAACGCAAGCUUACGGCGCUUGUUCGUUCAUGGCCAGGUUUGGGUCGAUACUGGUGCCCUACAUUUUAUUCCUUGGCAGUACGGUUCAUCAAUCGUUACCUUACGUCAUAAUGGCCACUGUUUCGUUGUUCGCUGUUGUUGCGAUGUUUUUCCUCCCCGAAACUAAAGGACUUCAUCUUCCAGAAACGUUGGAAGAGGCGAGAUCACAGGACCGGCACAGGUUUCAAUGUACCGAGCGAAGAGACAACAGAAACUGCGUAAACAACAAUACCGUUGCAAAUUCCUAACCCUAAUGAAAUUGCAAGAAUUAUAUGUAUAGUAGGUUGGGGGAAGAUGGGACACCUUUUCAUUCUAUUUUCUCGUUACAUUUGGUAGUAAACAAAGAACAUUUAAAGAGUUAUUAAACCGUAUGCUCAUGACUCCGAAAGACCGUUGUUAAUUGUUUAAAACACGAUCACGAUAUUUGGAUAUUAUGUGUUAAAGGUGUCCCAUCUUCCACCACUCUACUAUAUAUACAACAUCCUUUACGAAUCCAACACCGUACACUGUAAAAUUAUAGACAAAAAAAUCAAAUAUAUUCGGAGAUGCAUUGUAUAUUGGGCGCUGUGAAGUAGUAGUGAAAUUUGUGCAAUAUUAAAGUUCAACUUUUAAAAUCUCCAAUUUGUGUACCAGCGCAUAUAUUUAGUGCUUACAUUUAAAAUGUCCAAACGAAUUCGCCUUUUGUGCCGAUAUGUUUGUUUGAUUUUUAUGCUUGUCGGUGGGAAUUAAAACAACUCGUGUUGCA